UAUUCACAGAGUUUGAAAAAAACCAUCGUCCGGUACGAGGAAGAGAUCGAUCGUCAGCGCAGACUGCUGGACAUCAGCUGGAAACCUCACACACACCUGCACACAACAGAACUCCCGCAGCAUUUUGUCUGGAGACGUGAGGAGCUGGAGGUUCUCACUGAGCAGCAGCUCAGGAACCACAAGAUGAACUCUGGAUUGGACCAGGAGGAACCACAACCUCCAGCAGGAGAUCAUCAACCACAGAAAACAGAAGACCAGGAGGAACCCAAACAUUUACAACAAGAGGAACCUGAACCUCCAGAGGAAGAACCAGACCUUCCAGAGAAGGAACCAGAAUCACAAGUUAAAGAACCAGAACCUCCACAGAUGAAAGAGGAACAGGAGGAACUCUGCAUCAGUCAGGAUGAAGAGCAGCUUGGUGUGAAGCUGGCAGCUGAGACCUUCAUGGUGACUGUUGGCUUUGACGAAAAAGAUCACUGGGAACCAGAAGCAAACUGGGAACAACUCCUUCAGAAUUCUCCUGAAGCUGAGACUCAAGAUCAGGAAGGAAGCAGGACUGAAGAUCCUGGAUCCAGCAGAGAAGAGGAGCUGACACAGAACGAGAGACGUCCUCAAACCAGAGAACAUGGAGACGAUGUGGACAGUCCAGAACUGAAGAGACACAAGAAAAGUCACACAGGUGAGAAACUGUUCACCUGUGAAAUUUGUGGUAAAUGUUUUUCUUGCAACAGUCAGUUAACCUGA
Molecule: messenger RNA, 744 nt
Organism: Nematolebias whitei (Rio pearlfish)
Lineage: Eukaryota; Metazoa; Chordata; Actinopteri; Cyprinodontiformes; Rivulidae
Product: translation initiation factor IF-2-like
Exons: 2
Coding region: 184-744 (186 amino acids)
Source: RefSeq, a predicted model, not a curated record